Plectropomus leopardus (leopard coralgrouper) is the source of this 4227-nucleotide messenger RNA. It is a transcript of the gene stam2, whose product is annotated as signal transducing adaptor molecule (SH3 domain and ITAM motif) 2. Lineage: Eukaryota; Metazoa; Chordata; Actinopteri; Perciformes; Serranidae. Gene Ontology annotation, biological process: signal transduction. Gene Ontology annotation, cellular component: endocytic vesicle. The record is from RefSeq and is a predicted model, not a curated record. Gene Ontology annotation, molecular function: ubiquitin binding; phosphatidylinositol binding.
UUUCCGGAAGAGCAACUGGUGCUUAAUGGACAAGGAAGAGAUAUUUGUUUAGGUUUAGUCUGGAGACCGCGUUUACUUUGUUUUUCGUCUCAUAUUCUGGCUCUUUAUAAAUCGUCAGCAUGCCUUUGUUCGCCCAAAAUCCCUUUGACCAAGAUGUCGAGAAAUCAACCAACGAAAACAACACAACAGAUGACUGGGGGCUCAUUAUGGACAUCUGCGACAAGAUUGGAACGACAGCCAAUGGACCAAAGGACAGCUUGAGAUCCAUCAUGAAGAGAGUUAACCACAAAGUGCCUCAUGUCGCCAUGCAGGCCCUCAAUUUGCUGGGUGCUUGUGUGUCGAAUUGCGGCAAAAUAUUCCACCUGGAAAUCUGCUCACGGGAGUUUGCCAGCGAAGUGCGGAGUGUGCUGAGCAGGGCUCAUCCUAAAGUGUGUGAAAAGCUGAAGGCUCUGAUGGUCGAGUGGGCAGAAGAAUUCCAGAAGGAUCCACAGCUCAGCCUCAUCGGCGCCACCAUCAAGUCUCUGAAAGAGGAGGGCAUCAGCUUCCCCUCUGCAUCCUCACAGGGGUCCAACUCAAAGGGCAGCACUCCCGCUGUGAGUAAAGCCUCCGAUGAUGACAACCUGGCGAAAGCCAUUGAGCUGUCCUUGCAGGAGCAGAAGCAGCAGGCAGAAACACGACCCCUGACCGCCAUCUCUGACCCCCCAACCUACACCAACGGCGGUGGAGGGCAGGAAGCCCGGAAGGUGCGAGCGCUGUACGACUUCGAAGCGGCUGAAGAUAACGAGCUGACCUUCAAAGCUGGAGAGCUCAUUCUGGUUCUAGAUGACAGCGAUCCAAACUGGUGGAAAGGAGAGAACCACAGAGGAAUGGGGCUUUUUCCCUCCAACUUUGUCACAACCAAUCUGAAUGCUGAGCCCGAGAUAGUGACUUUUGUUGAAAAGACGUCCAGUCCUGAAGAGACCAGCCUGGAAACCAAAGUCGAGCCUGAGCCUGUCUUCAUUGACGAGGGGAAGAUGGACAGAACGCUGGCACUGCUGCAGAAUGCAGAUCCUGCAGAUCCGGCUCCUGACGCUCCCGAGCUGAUCCAGCUGGAGGGCGCAUGUGAACAGAUGAACCCCCUGAUUGAUGAGAAGCUGCAGGAGAUUGACAGGAAACACUCAGAGUUGUCUGAACUCAAUGUGAAAGUUCUGGAGGCCCUGGAGCUUUACAACAAGCUCAUGAACGAGGCCCCGUUCUACUCGGCAUACUCCAAGAUGCAGACGCAGUACGCACCGGCCGGCUCAGCUGUAGCCAUGCAGGGCUACCUCGGCCCGGCCGGCAAUCCCUACAUGCCUCCAGUGAUGCCACAGGUUCCUCCUGCGCAGGCCUACUCUAUGCCGAGCGACCAGCCCGGACCGCUGCACUCCCUGCCCCCCAGUGUCUCAGCCCCACCCAACAGCCAAGCCGCACAGCCUCCAUACAUGAGCAGCGGUAUGAACGCUCAGUACAUGACCCAAGCAGCUGGAGCUCCGUACCCACACCAGGCGGGCGUGGCCAUGGACAUGUCAGCCUAUCACAACUCCAACAUGCCUCCGGUGUCGUAUCCCGUGGCUGCUCCCGCUCACCAGGCUCCCCAGCAGCAGCAGGCGGCGUAUUAUCAGCAGCCGCUGCUGUAAAACGCAGACUGACCGCAGACCUGAAAUCAACACACACUUCAGAUAUUUCACUUCUCAGAGCUGUUCAUUCAGUUUUCCCUGUGUGGGUGUGUGAGUGUGUGUGAAUCGCUCGAGGAACUUUCCUUUAGCCUUUAUUGUGCCUGAUAAGCUGAAUUGAACACACCCUGCAAAAGCUGAAAUAACUGAGGUGUGUGUGUGUGAGGCAGGUCUGUGGUCUAUCUGGACCCUCUGUGUGCAUGUCCUCAGCUACUGUACGUGAGGCAAACACGGCGUCAGGACUUUUUCUUUUGUCCUUCACUGCUUUUUCCCGGCUGACAGUGAACGCUGGUCUUCAGUCACAGGUCAACACAGAAGAAGAGUCGGGUUUGCCCAAAAAAUACAGGACCAUAUAAUGAUCAGUCGUUGCCUGAUUCUGGCGAAAUUAGCAUUUUACAAUUCAUAGCUCAACACAAUCCCCCCCAAAAAAUGCUAUUUCUGAUUUGCCUCCAUGUCAAAGAAUUCCCAGUGUCCUCUCCUCAGCUGGUUACAUCGUGUCGGGCCGUUUCCACACUAAUGUACAUAAACAAGAAAAAAUGCUUUUUUUUCCACCUUGUCUGUCCGCAGCAGCUGCUGUCUCCUGUCAGCGUCGACACUGGACGUGUUCAGUCACAGAUCUGUUGUGUACCAAGUGUUUUGGCAGGCCGUAUAGCUCAACACAGGAUCAGUGCGGAUACAAGUCAGAGUAGAAUAGACUAAAAUAGUUGCUGGGUCCAGAUUCUUGAAUCCGCCCACUCCACGGAGUUGACUGAUUCGUUUGGCAUCGUGACAUGAAACUGCGGAUUCUUGGUUGAAGUAGAGAAGAGUCCAGUGAGCAUCGUGGGGAAGACUAACGCUGUUUGUGCCGGAACCAAUGAAGAGUAAUAACAAACAGAAAGCACUACAGGCAAGAUAGACGCUGCUAUUGAAGCUGCUCCAAAUCGUUGUCUAAAUAUUGUAUUGCAGUUUUUACUUAUCUCCGCUCCAUUCUUAAAUCCUCGUAAAAGAGCUGAUCCAUGGCUUAGCUGAACCAAACAAUGCUGGCAUCAUUGCACUCCGGUGUUUGAUUACAUGUUGCAUUGUGGCUUGUUGGCAGUGACAUGUUACACAUCCGCAGCUCUUUCUAAACAUUAAUAACAGCCUAAACGUGUCAAUAACAAUCAUUUACCACCUCUGUUAUACCGCGGCUCAUCUCAUGCUCUGCUCAGAGGGUAAUGUGGACAUUUUCAGCAGCUGUUCUCCUUUAUUAGCCGCUAACCCCUAACAGAUACAUUUUAAAUCUCCCUCAGUGAGUCGCACGUGUAACACGUCGUCAAAACUUCACACUUGGCCUCGCUAUGGUCACGUCUUCCGGCUUUGUGUUUUACACAGUCCUCAUUUCAGGGCUGUUACGUCCUGUUCAGACUCUGCUCCCCCUCUCUGCGAUCGCACCUUAUAUACAGAAUGGCGAGGCGGCAAAACAGCUUUAUUCCCACCUUGAACUGGCAGCAUAAAAGUGGCCAGAGUGUAAUGAGUUGACAAUUCUUGCAAAACUUGGGAAACUGAAACAUGUGCUUUGCAUGGAAAAAAGCAAGUGAAGCGUAAGCCUUUGCACGACUGGUUUAGACAGCUAUUUUGAUCAAAACUGAAGCAUAUCUGUUCUGUCAGACGCUUGUGAGACGGAUGAUUGAAAAACAUGAAUAAAAGUCAGAUGCAGGAAUCAAAAGCCCGUUCUGCAGAGUCCAUAAAAUUACACACACCAGUCUCGCAUAGUACAGGGAAACCAAAUUGCUCUUGAAUGUGCGCUAGUUGAUGUGGAUCGCACCCCAUUCGACACCUACUUGGCAUUUUCAAAUGUGUCUGCAUUAAACUAAUAGUUCAACUCUCAAAUGAUCAUUUUUAUAUCGGUUUCUCACCUGUGUUGCCUUGAAUUCGUGAAGAGAAAGCUUUUCUGGCAUGCCUCCACAGUGAACAAAAAAAUCCAAAAAUGGAGAAAUUUCUUCAUUAAUUGAAGUAUAGUAUGCAGUAUAAUCAACUCUCAUUUAUUCAGUUGCAUGUUCAGGAAUUCCCAAUCAGACAGCCCUUUAGGACGGGACCUGAACUAAAAGUGAAACAUACGUGUGCUCUCUUAAAGCCAGACUUUAUUGACAGAAACAGUCAUUUUACGUCGCUGAACACAGGAGCUGCUGGUCGACCACUGCCUCAAUCAGAGAAGAUUUUUUUGUGUUAUUGUGUGACUUUGGUAAAUCUGAACAAACUGUUUUAAAAACCAAAAUCACACAAAACCAUCAAUAAAGUAACUGAUAGAGGCAGUGGUAGACCAGCAGCUCCUGUGUUCAGAGAGGUAAAAUUGGCUUUGAAGGGAGCGAUAUAACGGCUUCGGUUCCUCUUUGGAAAAGGAUGUCUGAUGGCAAUGUAAAGGGGUGAAAAUAUUCUAAAUGUAGUGUACACUUAAACUGAAAUCAAUUUUUUAAGUUGCCAAAAAUACGUUUAGAGACAACCUAAAACAAAAUUGGCAAAAAGAAAAAACAAAACAACCCAUCAAACAAAAAGAAGUAAAGGAACAUAAAAAAAACAA